UAAAAUAAUACCGGCACCACCCAAUCCUUCCUCUCUAAGCCAUCAAUCGGAACCAUCACCAAGGACUGAACUUCAUCUUCUUCUUUCUCUUAGUAUAGAAAAAAAAAGGGAAAAGAAAAUGGCGUUCUGUCUCAAUACAAACCUAAACCAGCCUUCUCUCAGUUGUGGAACCAAGCUGUAUUCUGGAUUGAAGCUUCAAUCUCCAAGUUUGUAUGCAACUGGAAGGCCUAAUUUGACAGCAGAAUUCUAUGGCAGGGUCAAUAAGAGUCUCCAAUGCGGGACGCGUAGCCACAGUGCAAUACAUGCAGGUGUUAGAAUGAUGCCCAUAGGGACACCAAGAGUGCCCUACAGAACACCUGGUGAAGGAACUUGGCAAUGGGUUGACUUGUGGAAUGCCCUUUACCGAGAGCGUGUUAUCUUCAUUGGACAAAAUAUAGAUGAAGAGUUUAGCAACCAAAUUUUGGCAACAAUGUUGUACCUUGACACAAUUGAUGAUAACAAAAGAAUCUACUUUUAUAUUAAUGGUCCGGGUGGGGAUCUUACUCCAACCUUGGCUAUCUACGACACUAUGCAAAGUUUGAAAAGUCCCGUUGGUACGCAUUGUGUGGGAUUUGCCUAUAAUCUAGCAGGUUUUAUUCUUGCAGCUGGGGAAAAGGGAAAUCGCUCUGCUAUGCCUCUUUCAAGAAUUGCUCUACAAUCACCAGCAGGGGCUGCUCGUGGUCAGGCUGAUGACAUUCGUAAUGAAGCAAAUGAGCUUCUUAGGAUCAAGGACUAUCUGUACAAUGAGUUAGCUAAGAAAACGGGACAGCCUGCAGAGAAGAUUAACAAGGACUUGAGCAGAAUGAAACGCUUCAAUGCUCAGGAGGCCCUUGAUUAUGGGCUCAUUGACCGUAUUAUCAGGCCACCUGCUGUGGAUGCUGACUCAGCUCCCAGAGAUCCAUCAGCUGGUCUUGGUUAGUGUAUACAGUUCAUCAAAUUAGCUUAGGGCUGCUUUAUAAAUUAAGGAGAGUUUCUUAACUAUUUGUACAAUUGUCUAUUCAAUUUGGAAAUUCUGCGACGAGUUUUGUUCUUA
Molecule: messenger RNA, 1072 nt
Organism: Ricinus communis (castor bean)
Lineage: Eukaryota; Viridiplantae; Streptophyta; Magnoliopsida; Malpighiales; Euphorbiaceae
Product: ATP-dependent Clp protease proteolytic subunit-related protein 2, chloroplastic
Exons: 9
Coding region: 119-958 (279 amino acids)
Biological process (GO): protein quality control for misfolded or incompletely synthesized proteins
Cellular component (GO): endopeptidase Clp complex
Molecular function (GO): serine-type endopeptidase activity; ATP-dependent peptidase activity; ATPase binding
Source: RefSeq, a predicted model, not a curated record